Molecule: messenger RNA, 2661 nt
Organism: Pseudophryne corroboree (corroboree frog)
Lineage: Eukaryota; Metazoa; Chordata; Amphibia; Anura; Myobatrachidae
Gene: EEPD1
Product: endonuclease/exonuclease/phosphatase family domain containing 1
Exons: 7
Coding region: 410-2095 (561 amino acids)
Biological process (GO): DNA repair
Cellular component (GO): plasma membrane
Molecular function (GO): DNA binding
Source: RefSeq, a predicted model, not a curated record
UGUACUGUAGCACUGGCUGGCUGUAGAACUGGAGGAGACAGGGGAGAGACAGAACCGGCUGCGUGCUGGGACAAUCUGCAGAGCAGCAGCUGCUCACGUCGGCAGGCGGGGGAUGCUGCUCCGGGAAUCUCUCUGCUGGAUCUGCCAGGCUCGGCCGGUGCACCCGCGCUGCGGACUUGCAGUGCCACCCUCCUCACCCUAGGAGAAAGUGCUCCCUGGUACUUAGUAAUAUUGCAUUUCCCUGCACAUGGAUCCAGGUGUUGUAUGCAUAGACAGUCACUGUCAUACCCUGCAUGUUCUGUGCUGCUCUCUGUAUCGCACCCGUUGUAAUAGUUACUUUGCAACAAGCUGCGGCCAGUAGAGCGGAGUAUUCCUGCACAUCGCUGCAGUGAUCCGUCUUGGUUGCAGGAUGGGUGGAAAUCUUGGCUGUCAUCGGUCCAUUCCAAGGGACCCGUCAGAUCUGUGCCAGAAGAACCGCAAGUUCAGUGCAGCCUGUAACUUCAGCAACAUUCUGGUGAGCCAGGAGAGGCUGAACAUCAAUGCUGCCUCCGAGGAGGAGCUGAUGACCCUGCCAGGGGUGACCAGGCAGGUGGCACAGAACAUAGUGGAGUACAGAGAGUAUAUUGGUGGCUUUAAGAAGGUGGAGGACUUGGCUCUGGUUAGUGGGGUGGGGGCUGCUAAAUUGGAACAGGUUAAGUUUGAGAUUUGUGUCAGCAGUAAGAGUGGCUCCGUCCAGCACUCACCCAACUCUCUAAGGAAGGACAUGGAGCAUGGGCAUCAUGGUCAGCAUCUGUCUGCAACCAGGAUCAACAUUAACACUGCAACAGCUUCCCAGUUCAUGGGCCUCAGGGGGCUGACAGAUGAUAUGGCCCAGGAUAUUAUCCACUACCGCACCCAGCAUGGCCCCUUGAAGAGCAUUGAGGACUUGGUCAAAGUGGACUCCAUUAACUCAUCUUUCCUGGACAAAAUCAGACACCAAGUUUAUGUACAAAGGUCACGGCCACCAUCCACACAUACCAAUGGGGGCUUACACUUCAUGGCCAAACCUCAUCCUAGUCCAACCUCCCUAAGCUUGCAGAGUGAGGACCUUGACUUUCCACCUGGAGGACCCACUCAGCUCAUCUCCACUCGCCCUGCCGUAGAAGUCUUUGGAGGUGUGAGGGAGGGUAAACCUGUGCUCAGGUUGGCAACAUGGAACCUACAAAACUGUAGCCUGGACAAGGCCAGCAACCCUGGGGUCAGGGAAGUAAUAUGCAUGACUAUACUGGAGAACUGCAUCAAGCUUGUAGCUGUUCAGGAGCUGUCAGAUAAAGAUGCACUGGAAAAGUUCUGCUCGGAAUUAAACCAACCUUCUCUGCCUAACAUUCGUAAGUGGAAAGGAGUGAGAGGAUCGUGGAAGUGCAUUGUUUCAGAAAAGCCAUCGUCCAGCCCAAAUGAGAAAGCAGCAUAUUCCGGAUUUCUGUGGGACACAACAGCUGGAAUUGAGCUAAAGAAUGUUAUUUUGCUGGAAAACUCUCAAAGCAAUGGCAAUGGCAAGCACACUUAUUCACAGCCCUAUAUUGCACAUUUCAAGGUUGGAAUGAAUGAUGUAACCCUGGUAAAUAUUCACCUACGACCUUCCCCGAGUGAAGUUGGAAAGCAGCAAAGUGACAGCCACAAAUCGUCCACCUUUGGACAAACACUGCAGGAGACCCUGAAAGGAGAAAAAGACAUAAUCAUUUUGGGAGGAUUCAGCCAGCCCCCAGAUAGCAGUAACUUUGAUUCUCUGAGAAAAGAAAAGUUCCAGAACUUGCUUCCAGCAAACACAUUUACAAAUAUAAGCACAAAGGCACCUCAAGGAAACAAGUCUCUAGACAAUAUCUGGAUCAGUAAGAGCCUGAAGAAAGUGUUCACAGGUUACUCGCUGGUGGUAAGAGAAGGACUUACUAAUCCAUGGAUUCCUGACAACUGGUCAUGGGGUGGAGUGGCUUCAGAGUACUGCCCUGUACUAGCAGAAUUUUACAUGGAGAAAGACUGCAAUAAGAAGGAGAUGGCUCCAAAACCUAACGGAGUUACUGUGGAACGCAACGAGGCAAACGUAAAACAUGAAAGAUGAAAAAUCAAUGUCGUCCUUAAAUCUGAACAAGAUAUGCUAGGGAUAUUUCUCCUGGUUUCUGACUGUACUGUGAACAAGGAUUGCUACACUUUGAAUAGUCCCAAUAUUAAUGACUGGUCUCAAGUACCCCAUUGUCUCAUAUUUUAACACCUGGAUAAUGUAGAAUACAAUCUGGGAUAGGUUAGCUGCUGCCUCUAGUCAUCUACCACAGCCUUCUAUGGAUGGAUGCUUGCGUGCCGCGCACAGAUAACGCAGAUGAAUGACAAUGCACAAGAAGGAAAAUAUACAGUGAAACCUUUUUUCCCUGUAUUUUUAACUGAUUUUGGAAAGUGAUGCAAUAAUACAACAAAAGACUGUAAGAAAGAGACCUUUAACACUGUUAGUGAUUUUUCGCAAUUAAAUUAAUGAAAUUACCUGAAGAUUGCAUGCUUUUAUAUGUGUUAAGGCCAUUUUCAACUUUUAACUAUGCACUUUUAAUCCCUUUAAUGCUACUGGAGACAGAUGGCUAAAGAAUGUGAUGGGACGAUGCUUAAAAUAAAAUACUUCGCGAAAAUAUGUUUACUUAA